AUGUUCUCUAAAUUCAUCUCUAAUCUGGGAGUAGAUUACAAUCCAAUAGCUGAAAAACCUAAAUCUGUUAUUAGAAUAAGAUUUAAAGAUGUGGAAUUUGAAAGAUAAAAAUGUUCUUAAGGUAAUUGCCAAGCAAGUAAUUAAGGAGAUUUCAAACAGUCUACAAUUCUCUAGUAAAAUAUGAAAGAUCUAUCACCAAUCAAAAUGGCCAAAAACUAAUCUUAAAAAAAUUUGACAACAUUGGCACAAUUCCCUUUCUUUGGAAGCCAGAGGACAAGUAUAAGUGAUGCAAGUUCCUUUGGGCGUAUAGAAAAAUACAGAAACUCUAUUCAGAUAUCAAUGGCAACUUAGAAUAGAAUACUUAGAAAUAAUAGCGAGCAACUUUUACUUUUAUCUUAAUAAAACCAGAGAAGCAGAAAAAAUCAUAGUUAAUAAUGUCAAAAAAUAUCAAUCAUAAAAGAAAAAGCUGAAUUUCAAAGUAACAAUGAGUAAUCUCGGUAGCUUACAGCCACAACAUUUUAAAAUAACAGAGAGAGAUCUGAGGAACAUCUUGAUGUAAAGAUGAAAUCAAUCAUUCUCCCUUCUGCUGUAUCCGGAAGCUCAAAUAAUAAAUAUAUUACUUCUUCAUAGAAAAAUUCUAGAAAUAAUAAAUAGAAUUAAGAUCUUUAUUAGACUUAAACGUAUCAUAAUGGAAAAACCAAAUUUGGAGGGACAUUCCUAAAUAAUAUAGAGAAAUAAUUUUCAACAUCAAUAGCUAAUCCAGUAUCAGGGCAUACAGCUCAAAUAUAAAGCAAAAAAGAUUCCCUAAUAGAAUAAAAUAGACAGCGAAGAAGAAAUAUAAUGAUGAAAUUUUUCCCGAAGGAAUACAAAUUUUUACAGCAAUAACCUAAAUUGAAUGAAGAAUACCAAAUGAUAUUAGAUCCUAAAGCAAUUGCCAAAAAUUUUACUUUCAUGAGAUAAGAGACAAUUGAAAGUAAUGCCGAGUAAUCCUCAUUGACAAAGACAGCAAAUAUAAAAACUGAUCAGAAGCUCACGAAAUGGAAUCAUCUAACUGAUGAAGCUUUGCAAAUCAUUAAAAGUUUAAAAUCUGAUUCGUCAGAGACUAAAAAACUCUUUACUAAGACAAAGGAGCAAAUAUUGAAUCUCAACUAUAAUCUGAUUUAAGUGGUUCCAAAGCCAGAUGUUCAUUUUGAUCUAGUAGAAAAGAAGGAAAACUAUAUCAAACUAGGAGGUUUAGAUCAUGUGUUUGCCAAGAUUAGCCUUAGACAUCAGCCAUAGCCUUUGUAUAUCCUAGCUAUAAAAUAAAUUCCAAAAGAGUUUGAGUUUAAUAUGUACAUAUCGAGAAAGCAUAGGUUUCCAGAUUUCGAUAACUGUGAGAUUAGAAGAAAAAUAUCCAUUAGAUAUUCCUUCUAAAAAUACAAUAAGUAUGAUUUUAAAUUGCUAGAGUUUAAGCCAUAAAACAUUUCUUAUCUUGAACCAGGAAAAGAAAAUAAGAUAGAAUAAAAGAACUCAAGAUAGAUUUCAAAGAAGUUCCUAGUAAAUGAAAUAGGCCAUUCAAGAAUUUAUAAGUCAAAGGCCAUCUACUAUAGAAAAGAACUUCAAGCUAAGAAAAAUGAGAUUAAUAAAAAGAAAAUGAGGACCCUUGGCUGGAAAUCACUAUUGAUUCUGAAAUAAAAACUCAUGUUUGUUAGAGAUAACACAUAGAGAAGAAAAGAAAGCAAAGAAUUAGCCAUGAAAUAGUUUUAUUCAACUUUAAAGUUACUAAGAGUGUGGAGUAUUUAUGUUAAGAAAUUUGGGUUUCCUAAAUAGAUUCGUGAUCAAAGGCUAACUUAACAGUAUAAUAUUCUAAUAACUUUAAUCUAUUAGUUACUUUGUGUUGACCACAAAUACAAUAUAAGAUGCAGUAAUUUAAUUAGAUCAUAAAUCUAGCUCUCUGUAACUAGAGUAAAAAUGAUUGAGAAAUUGUGGAAUAAAACAUGUCUCGCAAUUUAAAGGGAAUUUCAGAGAAAGAAGUAAAAGUGUAAAAAGGACAAUCAGAUAUUAAAGAAUCUAUUUCUUGUCACUGAAAGUUUUAAGUAAAGAGCUAUUAAAGAGUAUCUCUUACAAUGCAAGAGAUAGUAUGUCAUAGCUAUCAAUGAAUGGUUUGAAAAGCUAUAGAAAUUUCAUCAGAAUAAUUAGACUUAUAAAACAUAAAAUAUGAUAAUUCAUAAGAUGGUUACUAUGAGAAAAGACAAAAUGGAUUAGAGUAGUUAGCAUAGAAAAUAAGAAUCAGAGGAUUUCAAUCAAAUUGUAGUCUAGGAACUAGGGAGCAAUGAUAAGCUGUAGUAAAUGAAAAAAGAAAAUGUGAAGGCUGCCUCCAGUUUCCAGAAAUCUGCUACUCAUAUAUCUAAGGACUCUAUAAACUAGUCCUAGCAAAUUAUACAGCAUUAUAUGGAUAAUGCUGAUGAGGAAAGAGUUGAGGACAUAGACUAUGAACUUGCUGAUGAUUAAAUUACAACAAAGCCUAAAAAUAAGAAAGGAAAGAGUAAGUUUAUGACAAAAAAUAAAAACCUAUCAACAACAAAACUUAACAUAGUCUCUCGAAAAUCAUUAGCUAUCGAUACUUAAAGUAUAACAGAGAGUAGCGGUAAAAUGAUAUAUGAAUAAAGCACGAUAGAUUUGAAUCAGACUACAACUUUCUCUGAUCUGAUGAAUAAAAGGCCUAAAUUUAUUUACAUUCCAACAGAACUGAUUAUGAAUGAAAUCGUCCUUAGUUGUGUGAAUGACUACAUUUAAAUAACAGGAUUUAUCAAUGAUGACAAUAAUCAUAAUCCUUUGAGCAAUAAUAAGAAUAAUGACGAUAUAUUGAAUACUGAUCCUGAUAUUGAUGAUGUAUUCUCUAGAGUAUUAAUAACUGAGACUAUUAAUUUCUGA
Molecule: messenger RNA, 2913 nt
Organism: Stylonychia lemnae
Lineage: Eukaryota; Ciliophora; Spirotrichea; Sporadotrichida; Oxytrichidae
Source: the annotation of a GenBank genome assembly